AUGGCGGACAACGGACCUGCUUCGAACGCUGCGCAGCUGCCCCCUCCUCCCCAGCCGAAUGCUGGAGCUCCAGGCUACGAGAACGGCCAGAAUGGCCAGUCAAACCCGGCGCACAUGCCCCCGCCUCCCCUCCAUAUUCCGCAGAACAACAACCCGAUUCCGACCGCCAUUACCUCGCCCAUGUCUGGUGUCGAUAAGGUUAUGUCGCCCGGUAGCGCUGGGGGAUUCGGCCGCCGUGCUGCUCCCGAACCUAACAAGCGGGCGCUGUACGUCGGAGGCUUGGAUCAACGUGUUACCGAGGAUGUCUUGCGUCAGAUCUUCGAGACUACUGGUCACGUUCAGAAUGUCAAGAUCAUCCCCGACAAGAAUGCUAAGGGCUACAACUAUGGAUUCGUUGAGUACGAUGAUCCCGGUGCGGCCGAGCGCGCUAUGCAGACCUUGAAUGGAAGACGUGUGCACCAAUCCGAAAUCCGCGUCAAUUGGGCUUACCAGUCCAACACCUCAAGCAAGGAGGACACCUCCAACCACUUCCACAUCUUCGUUGGCGACCUUAGCAACGAAGUCAACGACGAGGUUCUGACCCAGGCGUUCUCUGCCUUUGGCUCCGUAUCCGAAGCUCGUGUCAUGUGGGACAUGAAGACUGGCCGAUCUCGUGGAUACGGUUUCGUCGCUUUCAGGGACCGCCCGGACGCCGAGAAGGCACUCAGCUCCAUGGAUGGAGAGUGGCUUGGCUCGCGCGCCAUCCGCUGCAACUGGGCAAACCAAAAGGGUCAGCCGUCUAUUGCGCAGCAGCAGGCGAUGCAGGCUAUGGGCCUGACGCCCACGACACCUUUUGGCCACCACCAGUUCCCAGCUCAUGGUGUCGCCAGCUACGAGGUUGUCCUUGCCCAGACGCCGUCGUGGCAAACGACGUGCUAUGUUGGCAACUUGACUCCUUACACCACGCCAAACGACGUUGUCCCCCUGUUCCAAAACUUUGGCUUUGUGGUUGAGUCUCGAUUCCAGGCGGACCGAGGAUUUGCAUUCAUUAAGAUGGAUAGCCACGAGAGCGCGGCUAUGGCAAUCUGCCAGAUGAACGGCUAUAAUGUUAAUGGACGCCCCUUGAAGUGCAGCUGGGGCAAGGACAAGACCCCGAACCCUCAGGGCGGCGCCGCCGCCGGCUUCGACCCCUCGCAGCAGGCGUACAGCCCGCAAAGCGCCGCUUCCGGACCCGGAGGUUACCCCGGUACCCCGACUGCCUACUUUCCUCAAUACGGCGGUCAAUACCAAGGUCAGCACGGCAACUACGGUGGCCCAGCCGCUCAGUCCCCGGCCGGUUAUGGAGCGCAGCCCAUGGGAUACGGCGGACCGCAGAGUGCCGGAGGCUAUGGUCGCGGGCAACAGCCACCCAACCAGCAGUGGCCCCAGGGACCCCAGGGACAGAACUUCAACAACGGGUUCGCUGGGUACCAGGGCUAA
This is a messenger RNA of Colletotrichum abscissum, 1458 nucleotides long. RefSeq names its product RNA recognition domain-containing protein. Bases 1 to 1458 code for a protein of 485 amino acids. The transcript is spliced from 5 exons. The record is from RefSeq and is a predicted model, not a curated record. Lineage: Eukaryota; Fungi; Ascomycota; Sordariomycetes; Glomerellales; Glomerellaceae. Gene Ontology annotation, molecular function: RNA binding.